Girardinichthys multiradiatus is the source of this 5870-nucleotide messenger RNA. RefSeq names its product cyclin-dependent kinase 13 (gene cdk13). Gene Ontology annotation, biological process: positive regulation of transcription elongation by RNA polymerase II; protein phosphorylation; transcription elongation by RNA polymerase II. Gene Ontology annotation, molecular function: cyclin-dependent protein serine/threonine kinase activity; ATP binding; RNA polymerase II CTD heptapeptide repeat kinase activity. Gene Ontology annotation, cellular component: cyclin/CDK positive transcription elongation factor complex; nucleus. The transcript is spliced from 14 exons. Lineage: Eukaryota; Metazoa; Chordata; Actinopteri; Cyprinodontiformes; Goodeidae. The record is from RefSeq and is a predicted model, not a curated record. The coding region runs from base 876 to 5135 and encodes 1419 amino acids.
ACGCUUCACGGGCCUCGGCGAUCUGAACCGUUAGCCACGUUACGCACAAACUUAUUAUAUUUUGAAAUGAAUCCAAAGUGUUUCUAAACAGCUUUACGCGUCAGGGUAGCUGCUGUUUUUGGAUGAUGUUGUGAGGAGAUGACUCAUCUGUCCAACUGGAUUUAUUUAAAGAGCGGCGCGUUUUGAAUGGCUUGGUUUUCCCGACUGAAUUGCCUUGAACUCCACGCAAGGAGAAAGGAUAGCUAGCCGGGCUAAGUUGGUAGCUGGGUAGUCACUUCCUUGUUGCACAUCGGAGUGUGUUGUAAGGCGAGAAGAAGUUUCCAAGGGGACAUUUUUUUAUUUUUACAAUGUAACAGGGUCUGGUAGAUGGAUUUAAAGUGUCGUGUGGACUGUAACGGUAAAGAAGAACUUGCUUUUUAAUAAUUGGAGUUGUUUUGGGCCUCUGUGGGCGAUUCAAUGGAAUGCGACUGAACCAGAAGAGUUAGCUUGAUAAAGCUAGCUGGUUAAAGCGAUUAGCAUUGUCUAUCAUAUCUGGGAGACAGACGUCCUGGAAUACAAUGGUUAAAUGCCGAUUGGUUUUAUGACUCCGCGCCGCAGCAUUAUUUAAAUGUGGCGUAUUGUUUGCCACUACGUGUUAUCAUUUGUAGGAACGCUCUCUCUCUGAACUCUUUAAUGUGCUGGAUUUGCAAUGGAAACGUUCAGCUUUUGAUCUUGCUAGCCGACAGGCUAUCUGAUUGCGAGGCGUCAGCUAAGUAACCUGUUACACUGCUAGCCCAAUGUUUUGUUUAGCAGCACAUCAGGGGACAUAGUUUUGAUAGAACAUAUUGUACUGGUAUUCUGGACUUUGUAGUAGCUUUGAUUUAUUUGGAAGAUAAAUGCCCAAUUCAGAGGUGCUUCGCGAGGGUCGCGGACGGAGCCCCUCUGAACAGCGACAUGCUAACAGGCGGAGUAAGCCGGGGAGCGGUGCCACAGAGAGAGAGAGGCAUAGGGAUAAGAGGCGCUCAUCGGCUGCCCGGAGGAAGAAACGCAGGCAGCAAAAGAACAGAGACCUGUGGCCCAUCGGUGAAACAGAAAAACCUGAAAAUAAUCGAAAAGGCGCUUUUGAUAAAGAGCUCGAACUUCGGACGCUAGUGGAGUAUGACGAUGUUAGCUCUCAGUCGGAGCGAUUCUCUGGAAGCCCCUCUCCUAAACUUUACCCCCAUGCUGACGGUGUGUCAGUGGAUCGACUUAGCGAUGUGGACUCGGGGGAAUUUAACGGACCAGCAUCCUUAGUAAAAGGGCAACUAGGGGCCCGAGAGGCAGUAUACCUUAAUAAGGACGGCAUAACAAGAGGACCAUCUAUGAAGAACAAACAAGGGAAGGAGACAAGUAGGAAGAAGGACCGUCACAGCCGUGAGAAAGACUCCUCUAAAGUCAGGAGUGGAAGUAGCCUCAGUGGCUCUAAAAAUCACAGAAACCCUGCAAAGACCGGUGACAGGAAUGGCAAAAAGACUUCCACAUCUCAGACCUCCCAAUCCGCAGACAAAAAAGAUUCAAAAAAGCACAAAAGUAAAACAAGGUCUGACAAAGAGCCUCCAUCUGCAUACAGAGAAGCUCCACAAGCUUACAGAGAUGAUCGCGAUGACCUCAGGGCAUACAGGAGAAGUCCUGGUUUUAAAGCAGACAGUCCCUAUGGGACAUCUUAUUCAUACAACUACCAGUCUCCUGGUGGGUAUAACCAGGUUAUAUCUAGAAGAAGUCCUACUUUCGGAAGUAAAAGACUUUCACCUAGUUCCACUUAUUAUAGCCGGGACGUGGACAUGUUUGGAGCAUAUGGUGUUACAAAGUCACCUAGUUCAUACUCCAGCAACAAGAGAAAGCGAUCUCCAUCGAAUCCAGUUAACUGGCGCAGGUCACCCAGUUUUGGCAGACACAGUCCAUACGAACAAGGAGAGUUCGUCCCAAGUCCUUUUGGAAGUCGCAGAAGAUCCCGAAGCCCUUACAGGAAGUCCAUGAGUCCAAGUCCAGAUGUCAGACGAUCUGCUAGGUCACGCAGCAGAAGUCCAUAUUCAACCUCAAGGCAUUCACGUUCUCGCAGCCGUCACCCGCACUCCCGUUCCCGGAGUCGCCACUCCAGCCUUUCGCCGAGCACGCUCACAUUCAAAAGCAGCCUGGCAGCUGAGCUCAGUAAGCAGAAAAAAGUGAAGGCAGCAGAGGCAGCCGCCAAGGCCAAGAACUCGAGCAACACAUCUACUCCGACCAAAGGUUCUUCAUCUGCUCCUCAGCCAAGUCCCAAGCCUAACCACACAGCCAGGAAGGGACGUCCUCCCUCUCCACCUCCACCUCCACCAGAGAAGGGACCCAGAACCCCGUCGUCGAGCCAACCACAGUCCCCUUCAGAGAAGUUGUCCAAGAAGACCACAGAACGCCAGACCAGUAAGGACAGAGACGGGAAGGGGAGAGAUGACUCUAUACACCGGGACAAAAGGAAAGUGGGAGCAUCUGGACCGAGCAAAGAAAAGGAACGAGCCACUGCUCCAGUUAUUUCUACACUGCCAGCGUUACCAUUGCCCCUAGCGACUGUUGAAAACCUAGAUAAAGGGGAAAGUUUAAAGGACACCUCGGCCUCAGCAAAGAAGAAGACGGAGAAGAAGUCCCGUCAGCUCCUGACCGACCUGCCUCUGCCCCCCGAGCUUCCUGGCAGCAUAUCUUCCCCACACAGCCCACCUGAUGACAAAAAGUCCCAAACACUUCGUCGAAGACCAAGAAUCUGUGGCCCAAGAUACGGUGAAAUUAAAGAAACAGAGAUGUAUUGGGGAAAACGUUGCGUGGACAAGUUUGAGAUCAUUGGAAUAACAGGAGAAGGGACCUAUGGUCAGGUGUAUAAAGCUAAAGACAAAGACACGGGUGAGAUGGUGGCUCUGAAGAAAGUUCGCUUAGACAAUGAAAAAGAGGGUUUCCCAAUCACAGCCAUUAGAGAGAUUAAAAUUCUGCGACAGCUCAAUCACAAGAGCAUCAUAAACAUGAAGGAGAUCGUCACUGACAAGGAAGAUGCUCUGGAUUUUAAGAAUGAUAAAGGUGCUUUUUAUCUAGUAUUUGAGUACAUGGACCACGACCUGAUGGGCCUGCUGGAGUCGGGUCUGGUCCAUUUCAACGAGAACCACAUUAAGUCCUUUAUGCGGCAGCUGCUGGAGGGACUGGACUACUGUCACAAGAAGAACUUUCUUCAUAGAGACAUCAAGUGCUCCAACAUUCUGCUCAAUAACAAAGGUCAAAUAAAGCUCGCAGACUUUGGACUUGCUCGAUUGUACAACUCUGAAGAGAGUCGACCAUAUACCAAUAAAGUGAUCACACUGUGGUACCGUCCCCCGGAGCUGCUGUUGGGGGAAGAGAGGUACACACCGGCUAUCGACGUGUGGAGCUGCGGGUGCAUUCUGGGCGAACUCUUCACAAAGAAACCAAUCUUUCAAGCUAACCAGGAGCUUGCACAGUUAGAACUUAUCAGCCGAAUCUGCGGCAGCCCCUGUCCUGCUGUUUGGCCAGAUGUCAUAAAGCUUCCCUUCUUCAACACCAUGAAACCAAAGAAGCAAUACCGGAGGCGCCUAAGGGAGGAGUUUGCUUUCAUCCCGCCAUCUGCCCUGGACCUCUUCGACCACAUGCUGAACCUGGACCCCAGCAAACGCUGCACAGCUGAACAAGCGCUGGGCAGUGAGUUCCUCAAGGAUGUAGAUCCAGACAAGAUGCCUCCUCCAGAUCUUCCCCUUUGGCAAGAUUGUCACGAGCUGUGGAGUAAGAAGCGCCGCCGACAGAAGCAGAUGCCAGAAGAGCUGGUGGCCCCUAAGGCCCCCCGCAAAGAGCUCGGCCUCGAUGAUAGCCGCAGUAACACUCCGCAGGGCUUCUCUGCUCCGGGAGGCAUCAAGGCACAAAAUGCAGCUGCUUCUUUGCUGCUUGAACCAAAGGGUCCAAACUCCCAGUUUACCCAGGAGCAGUUGGCGGUCCUCUUGAACUUACUGGGCCAGACCAAGAGUACAAUCAACACAGCCCAGUUUGUUCAGUCUAUAAGCACAAAGGUUAACCAGGAGGCAUUGCAGCAGCUCACUAAAGCCUUAGCUCCCUCUGACCCGUCUGAACCCGUGCCCCAACCCGUGCCCGCCAAGCCUCCGCAGCCUCCCGCCCCAGCAGGAGUACCACGUACACCUCCACUGCCCAAGCCUCCUUCGCCCCCCAUGUCUGCACCGUCGAGUAUUCCAGAGGGCGAAGCUGCAUCUGCCACACAGACGGCAGUGACCAUGCUGCUAGCUCAGCUGCUCCAGGCUCAGCAGGUUCAGAGGCAGGAUGCAACUGAUGCCGGAGAAGGAGCAGAGAGCACCAACCCACCCGGAGCUGCAGCCCCACCACCAACGCUUCCACCUCCAGAGGUCAAACAGCCUCCAGAGCCGAGCCCCGUUUCUCCAGUGUCUGAGGUAGGUGGCGUGUCCAUCCUGCCCCCAGAUCAGCGCCCACCUGAGCCUCCAGAGCCACCCCCACACGCCGACCUGGACUACCGGCAGCCUCCACCUGAGCCUAAGCUGGGUCAUGCUCCCCCAAUCUCUUCUGCGAGCGGAGGUGAUGGAGGUCGGCCCCCGGAGCCGGACUACCCUCCUCUUCCUUCUGCAGAGGGCUCUUCGUAUAGCCAUCCUCCUCCUCCACCACCAUUCAGUCCCGCAGGCUUCGGGGACAACUACAUGGGUCACAUGUUGGGUGGAGGUCUGCCACCUCACGCUCUGAGGGAAGUUUUCAGCGGACUCGUACAAGCCCCCGGAUCCUCAAACAGUGCUGGAGUUCUGCCACCAUCCCACCCAGACCAGUUCCCACCUGGAGCAGCACCAGCUGCAACUUCUGGACCCAAUAGCAUGCUGUUCAGUGGAGACAAGGACCACAGAUUCGAGUACAAUCACAGUCCUUUACCUGUGGAGGGACAACCCAACCCCAGCUCAAUGCACAUGUACAACCAUGCAAUGGCUAGAAAGGAUGGAGUUCCUCCUCCGCCUCCUAUCCCGGCACCAGGACAACCCUGGGGCUCCCCAUCCCAAGUCGGGGCACCGCCUCUUCCCCUUGGAUUUGUUCCACAUAUGAAUUCAACAGCAACAAUCAGAGGACGAGGGCUGCCUUUCUGAAAGCCUGGAAACUUGACAUGCAACAAACGAUAGAAGGCUGCAGGACUCUGCAGGGUGAUGUUUUUUAGACCUUAUCAGAUGCAUCUGGAGAUGCACAUUAAGUUUUAAUAACUUAAGUAUGUAUAAAGCAUUGUAUUUUUCCUUAAUCUGAAAUAUGUUGCAGAAGGACAAAUGAAUAACAACAGGAGCUUUUCUCGCUCAUACUGUUUUCAUAUUUUUUUUGUAAUCUAUUCUGCUGUCUUUUAAAUUAAACUUUUACCUUGUCCUUGUUUUGUUUUUGAGUUGUACAGUGUCAGGCCGGGUGAAAUGUUUCUUCUCUACCUUAGCCUAUCUGUAAUAUUCCGAGGCAGAGUAGUAUUAACGUUUUCCACUACUGACCAAAGUAGGCAGAAACUAUUUUGGCUAUGAAAGAAAAUGGAUGCAGACUUAAAAUAUGACUGAUGAUGUGGUGUCGUUUUUUUCUGUCAUGAAAUCGAUGGCUGAUGAAUGGAGCGUCGCCGCAGGAAGCUUAUUCAAGGACUUAAGACUGUAGCACUCGUACGACCGCAGCACACAUCACGAAGACUUGGAGUUUCAUGGGAAUCCUCGGCAGUGUAAAAAGAUAAAUAAAAAUCAUGAGUGAAGCAAACGGAUCCAAAAUUAAAAAGGAAAUGAUUUUUUUUUUUUUUGUACUAAAAUGAUUUGUCCUCCUCCCUUGUCCUUUGGCAAAUGUUUAUUAAAGAAAUGCCAACAGUG